AUGGUGACUGACUUUGACGAGAAGCAUGACCAACAUUUAGUGUUGCUGCAGCAGAGAAACAGGAUUUUGAGGCAUCUCCAGAGGAAAGACCCUGUCCAGAUUCAGUUGGAGCAGUUGGAGCAGGGUUUUACUCUGUAUGUGAACGGAGCCCAUUCAGAGCCGAGCACCGGACGCAAGAAAGUCAGCUUUCAGCACGCUUCCCGAAGUGGUACACGAACAGCACGGACAAACGAUGCUGGCCCAAGAGCCCCACUGAGUGAAGGAGACGCCCAAGGAAGGAGCACACAGAGCGCCCCAAGUAACAUCCAGCGCAGAGAAUGGCUGCAGAAAGCCGUACGGAUCAAAACAGAAAGUGGGUGUCAGCUCCACGUUGCCCCUCCAGUGGAGUACUCUGAUGAUUUCGAACCUUACGAAAGCCUUGACCUGGAGACAAGCGAUUGUGAGCAGCAUGGUCCUUCCCAGAGCCUCAAGACUCGUGAAGGCACAGCCUCCAGUGGCUCCAUUCCAAAGACAGAAAUAACUGUGGGAGAGGAUGCCGAAAAGGAAGGCCCACUUCUCAGCCUCAGCGGAGUAGAGGAACUCCGGCAGAGCUUGGCAUUAGAUGUGAGCCAGGAAAGCAUGGAGGAAGACUGGGGGGAUGCAGCCCCCCCGGAAUUGUCUGAUGGGGAGGACUCAGACUCUGUGGAAGAGGACGUGCCCGCUGAGCCCUCCGUGACAGAAGAGCUGGUUGACGCUUCCCAGGAGAGCCUGGAGACCUUCCACCUGGCUGCAGCCACCUCUCCAGCAGCUGGGAGACGCUGCGGCCUGUCUGCUGAUCCUCUCAUUGUGCUGGAAUCCAAGGCUAACUCUCCAAGCCUGAAGAAGGAACGAGUGCUUUCUGCCCAAAGGAGGGAGAAUGCUGAAUCCUACAUCCCCACCAAGCCUGUAAUGGUUAAGAGCCAGACCAUCCGUCCCCUCUCUGCCGGGGGUCUGAAGCAAGAAGGACAGGAAGCAGCACCCUCCAGGCCAGCCAGCCGCUCAGAGAGGCCACUCUCUGCAACUCGGAAAAACAUGUGUGAGAAGAAGGACCCUGUACACGCUGCUUCCCUUGUCCUGAAAGCCAUGCAAGCAGAAAACGAGCUCCUCUGCAGGGACCAGGAGGCUCCUCUGGGCUCCCAGCCGGAGCAAGCAGCCCCUGCAGAGCGGCCGUCCUCGUCUGCUUCUGCAGCUGCCAAGGCUCCCCCGAAGCAACCGGAAGGAAGAGCAAUCUCCUCGGCUGUCGACAGGAUCGGCCUCUUGGGAAGCAGGCCACAGAAGAAGCUCCAGGAAGUGCUGCAAGAGGCUGAGCGCCCGUCAGCCUACCACAACACUCCAGUUCCAGUUUCUGUCCAGCCGGAGCCUCAAGCCCUGGACCAGCUAGGAUUGGGGCGAGAGGUCCGGGAUGCCAUUUAUAUCACCCUGGAGAUCCUCUCCAACUGGGGGAGUCCCCUGAGGGUGGGCCUGACAGAAGUGGAGUUCUUUGACCUGCACAACGGGAAAGUGUUUGUGUCUCCUCACGAUGUGGACAUCAGGCAUGCUGACUCACCCGGUGACCUCUGCCGCCUGGUAAACAGGAACCUGCACGUCAGCAAAGACCCUUGCCCUUGGACAUGCCCUUUCCAGCCGCCGGUGCAGCUCUACUUCAUACUCCGAAACCCCAGCCUGUCAGGUGACUUUGGGAUAUCCAGGAUUAGGAUUUGGAAUUACUACACGCCCCUCCUUGGUGAUCUGGAUACAGGAGCCAGAAACGUCACCGUCUAUGUGGAUGGAAACCUGGUUUUUGCUGGGGAAUUGCCAAAGAGCUGUGGGACUUCUGACCCUGAGGACAGCAUUACCAUCGACCUCCGGAGGAGCAGCCCCCUUCCUCCUGAAGAAGAGGAAGGAAGAGCUUGGAGCCAGGAGCCAGGCGGGCUGCCAUUGAAUCUGAACUCUGCUGCAGAGGAAAACUGCCCCAAGGAAACAGUGACCCCCGCCAGCCUUGAUGAGGUCGAAGAAUGUCCCCCGGUGCCUUUAACCUCUGUUUCUGUGGAAAAUUUUAAGGGCUCUUCCUCUCCAGAGAUCCCAGAGCUCAUCCAUUCUGAGGAUGAAUUUUCUCUGAGCGAGCAAAUGGACAGACUCUCGGGCAGAAAAAUGACUCCGAUUCUGCCCUCUUCCUGCACAAAGGACAAGAGCAAAGGCAGCUCCUGUACGGAAAAGCUGCCUUUGUGGCUUGAAUCGGAGCCGCCUUUGGAUGUCAGAGUCCAGCUGUCCCCUGUGAACAGGAGGAGGGUCUCCCUAGAGACAACAGGUGAGGACCCCCCUCUCCAUCCUGCUGCGUUUGAGAGAGGCAGCGGCAGUGGGGUCGCAGGCGCUGACAUGAAACCACCGUUGGCACGACCGGCAUCUGCUGCUGAUGUGGAUUUUAUGAAUGUGCUGUCCUGCCAACACAGUGGAGCACCCGAGCAUGUUUCUCCUGGGGGAGAGAGAGGAAAAGAAGACUCCCGCAGCGACGGUGGUGGAGGUGAAGCUCCCCGUGCCAGAGAUGAGCCUCCCUCCACCAAAGGCCAGAGGCCCUCUCGAGCCAAGUGGGACGGCGCCCGGGAGCACGCUCUGCAGGAGUCGUGGAACUCCCUCCUGAAGUUCAAUCAUUCCCACCGUGGUCGGAUCUCCAACAUGGAUUUCCAAGGUGACAUCUUGGAUGAAUUUCUCCACCAGCAGAAGAUCAGCCAGCAAGGAGAGCUUCCAGUCCGGGCGAAGGACCCUGAUGCCACCCUCGUGCUGCCGCAAGGAGAGACGUGCCUGGAGCUGGACGAUGGGAACGAGUUCAAAAUCCCGGUCUUGCCUUAUGGGCAGCACUUGAGAAUAGACAUCCACUCGACCUGGGGAGACCGGCACUACGUGGGCCUUAACGGGAUCGAACUGUUCAGCUCUGAAGGAGAACCCAUCCGGGUUGCCAAGAUCAGAGCCAACCCGCCCGACAUCAACAUCUUGCCCGCCUACGGCAAAGACCCCAGGGUGGUGGCCAAUUUGCUGGACGGGGUGAACAGGACUCAAGAUGACAUGCAUCUCUGGCUGGCCCCCUUCACCCCCGGCAAGUCCCACCGCAUCUCUUUGGACUUUGCGAAGCCUUGUGCGGUGGCCAUGAUUCGCAUCUGGAACUACAACAAGUCUCGCAUCCACUCCUUCCGGGGCGUCAAGGACAUCACCAUGCUUCUGGAUGAGCAGUGUAUCUUCAAAGGCGAAAUUGCCAAGGCUUCUGGGGCCCUCUCUGGAGCUCCAGAGCAAUUUGGAGACACCAUUUUGUUCACAACUGAUGACGAUAUUUUGGAGGCCAUAUUCUGUUACGAUGAGACCUACGACAAGAAAGCCAGGAGCGAGAGCAGCCUGCGGUAUGAGGAGGAGCUGAAGAGGCCAAGAACUGCCGACGGGGAGGGGGACGAGCGGCCCUUCACUCAAGCUGGCUCAAGGGCCGAAGACCAACAGAGCCGAGAGCAAAGCCCCGGGCCCAAUUCCAUCCUCGAGAGGGUGACCAAGGAGCCUGGCAUCUACACCGGGAAGUGCCUUCUACUGAACUUCACCGCUUCUUGGGGAGACUCGCAUUACCUCGGACUGACGGGGUUUGAGGUGGUCGGGAAGGGCGGACGAGCUCUGCCGUUGACUCCGAAUCAGAUCUCAGCCUCUCCUCGGGAUCUGAAUGACCUUGCAGAAUACACGGAUGACUCCAGGACCUUGGACAAACUGAUAGAUGGGACCAACAUCACAAUGGAAGACGACCACAUGUGGCUUAUUCCCUUCAGCCCUGGAGAAGAUCACAGACUUAUCAUCCAGUUUGCCAAGGCUGAAAACGUUGCAGGGCUCCGCAUCUGGAACUAUAACAAAUCUCCAGAGGAUACAUACCGAGGGGCCAAAGUGGUCCACGCAUCGCUGGACGGCUGCUGCAUCUCCCCUCCAGAAGGCUUCCUUGUCCGCAAAGGGCCCGGCAACUGCCACUUUGACUUUGCUCAAGAGAUCCUUUUUGUGGACUACCUGAAGGGCCCGCCCAUUGCUCCCGCUUGUGAGAGAAUGGAAGUGAAGAAGGCGGAGCAGGCGAGCCUGGACUACGAAGCUCCUUUCAUGCCUUGUGGCUUCAUCUUCCAGUUCCAGCUUCUAACAAGCUGGGGUGAUCCGUAUUAUAUUGGUUUGAAUGGACUGGAGCUGUAUAACGAACGUGGAGAGAAGAUUUCUCUCAAUGAGAACAACAUUGCAGCUUUCCCAGACAGCGUUAACAUCCUAGAUGGUGUUUGCGGAGACAUCCGGACCCCAGAGAAGCUCAUCGACGGGGUGAAUGAUGCAAAUGACGGGAGGCACAUGUGGCUGGCGCCCAUUCUCCCUGGCUUGGUGAAUCGGGUGUACGUCAUCUUUGACCUGCCCGUGACGGUCUCCAUGAUCAAGCUGUGGAAUUAUGCAAAAACUCCACACAGAGGCGUGAAAGAAUUUGGACUCCUGGUGGAUGACUUGCUCGUGUACAACGGGAUCCUGGGCAUGGUGAGCCACCUGGUCCACGGCAUCCUCCCGACUUGCGAGCCAGUUGUCCCGUACCACACCAUCCUCUUCACGGACAAUGAGAAGCUCUGCUGCCAGGAGAGGAACACUGUUCUCAGCAAUCACAUCGAAGAUCAGGAUGUGCGGCUGAUGAACGACAACCGGGUGGUGGCCUACUCCAAGAAGAGGCCGGCUGCCGCUGACCCAGCCCUUCGUCCCAAGACCUGCAUGCGAGAGAAAGGAGCCCUGCGCAGGACCAGGAGGUGA
Euleptes europaea (tarantolino) is the source of this 4785-nucleotide messenger RNA. It is a transcript of the gene KATNIP, whose product is annotated as katanin interacting protein. Bases 1 to 4785 code for a protein of 1594 amino acids. The record is from RefSeq and is a predicted model, not a curated record. Lineage: Eukaryota; Metazoa; Chordata; Lepidosauria; Squamata; Sphaerodactylidae. The transcript is spliced from 26 exons.